AUCUAUCUUCCCUCCUCCUCCUGUCAUUAUUUGUGUUGUCAAAUAGCAGGUUGUUUAUUUUUUGUUUUGCCGUCGUGUCGCGUUUUUGUAAUGAAAUACAUAGUAAUUUAAAUUAUUAAAUCGAUUUUAUAUAAGUAAAUAAAAUACUUGUUUAAAAUUGUGUUUCAACUAGAUAUGGGUAUAGAGAACAUGCGUCGUUGGCCCAUGUAUGUAUUGUUCGCUUUAUGCAUCCUGCUUUUCCUUUCACUCUUCAAUAGUUGGAGCAUGGAAACAGAAAUGCGAACAAAAAUGUCUGAAAUGAGUGCUCAGAUCCAGGAAUGUUCUAAACAGCAAACCUCUUGCGUUGCCGACUCUCUAACAUUGAUGGAACAAAGAAACUCGUAUGUGGAAAAAGUAAAAAACUUGGAGAAAAGCAAAGAUAAUUUAGCAGACGACGUUAUUUCAGCAAAGAAUAAACUGAAAAACGUAGAAGAAAAGGUAAAUUCUACUCGAGCAGAUUUACAACUAUGCAAAACAGAGUUGCAGUCGUUCAAAAACCUGCAAAUAACCAUGGCGGCAACAAUAGAGACAUUGAGGCUAGAAAAUUCACAGUUAGUGGAAAAGAAACAAAAAAUCGUGGAAUUAGAGAAAGAGAUUGAGAGAUUAAAGUCUGCAUUAACAACAAAAGCGGCUCCGUUACCUCCUAUGAAGAUAACACCAGCUGCACAACCAAUGAAGCAAAGUCCAGCUUUGGAUAAUAAUAAUAAUCUAGCAGAGAAGCCUCAAUUGGAGAACAAGAAAGUAGCAGAACAGGCCCCCAUAGAAAGUAAUAAUGCAAUCGAGCACCCAGCUUUAGACAGCAAUGACCAUGCUGACAGAAACAAAGACAACAAUGAUGUAGUUCUUGAAGAUAACAAUGCUAAUGAAGAACUUGACACAAAUAUGAAUGAUCAAGAAGUUGAUCCCCAAUUCCAAUAGGGUUAUUGUACUUGCCAAUCAAAUUUGUGAUGUGGUCGCCAUAGUAAAGGGUUGUAAUUGUAAUCAUCUCAUAUUUUUAAGCAGUUGUUUCAUUCACUAGUUAGACGUGCUUAUCGAAAUAUAUGUGAAACAAAUUACCUUAAUUUUAUUUCAUCAUGUAUUGUUUUAGUAAUUCUAUUGUGUCUCUAUGUUAUCAUAUAUUUUUUAUAUUAACUACUCAAUUCAUUGCCUGUCGCAUCUGCGCAAUCUUAUUGUUGUUCAAUUGUCUUCUCCUGGAUCAAAUGGUUAAUUAAUCAUUUUCUAAAAUAUUGAAAAAAGUUGAACAUAAAUUAUGAAUUUUGCUCUCUUUGUUUUAUUAAAGGGUAAAUUAGAAAUUGUAAUUGUGUUAUAUUUAUAAAUUGAUGAUAACUAUGUGUCACUUUUAAAUGUCACAAAGAUAUCUUCCUCGAAUAUUAACAAGCAAUUUACGAAUAUUUACAAUUUCAUGUCCCUGUAAAAUGAUUACAAAUUCAUUGUUAGGUAGCCAAUAAUGCAACAGCUCCUUGAAGUGGUGGAUACACAGAAGAGCUAAGCUCAGCUUAAAAUUAUCUCACAAAGUAAAUUAAGUCAUUUGUGGUAUAAAGUACUGCUAUGGUAUUACAUGUACAUUGCCGAAUUAAUAUGACAUUUUUAUUUCUAUUUCUAAAAUUCCUUUGUGUAAGUUACAUACUUAUUUGUAAUUUUGUCAUUGUCUCAAAAUUCUUUUGAAGCCUUAUUCAUAUAUCUCCAAAAUAAUAUACAUGUAAAAUGGGUAUGAUCUGUAGUACCUAUUCCUCUCAUGUGGUAUGUUCUUGACCAUGUGUGUGGAAUUAUUAUUGGAUGGUAUUGAAAUGAAUUUGAUAUUAUUUUUGUGGAUUUUUUUCUUGAUAGAGAAACAUAUUGUUGUAUUUGAAUAUAUUGCAUUUUCUAUAAUAAGGACUUGUUGUGUAUACUAAAACUGCAUUUAUUGAGUUCCAGUAUAUUUUCAAUUGUUACAUUGAAUUAUUGUAUGUUAUUCACUUUAUUCAUGUUACUUGAAAACAUUUUAUAGUUAUUAGACUUGAAUAAAUAUUCUGCAUUGGGCAUUUAUUUAUGUCCUAGAAAUUAAUAUGUUUAAUCUAAAUAAAGUGCUAUACUGUUCUUUGUUACUAUGAACGAGAAUACAAGCACUUCGCAAUUAAUAAUACUUACAUUACUAUUAGGUAUGUAAAAAAUCUGAUUUCUUUCGGUAUGUAUAGUCAACAGCUCAUCAAGAUACUAAAAUUAAUAGCAAAUUAGCUAUUACUAUGACAUAAAGAUCUAUACAGGGUACUUGAUAUGUGGUCGACUAUACAUGAUUUGUGAUUGCAACUAUGAUUACAGCAUAUUUACGAUGUCGUGUAUAAUCAACAACUUUGACUCACACAGUGACUAUUUUCAAUUACCAAUUCUUAAUUGAAUCAAAUUCAAUAAUUUGUCGCAAAUAGCUAUAGAAGUCUGUGUAAUUUGAAAAGGUAAUAGGGGUCUAUGAAAAUUUGUCACGCAUUUUUACCCAUGGAAUUAGUAGGUACUCCGUACAAGGAAGUACUUACUAAAUCCAUGUUUUUACCAUACUUUUACAGUAAUUCAUCAUACUUAGGUACCUACACAUACACCUGAUGACGAAUUAACUGUUAUGACGAAACUACAGCUCAUUUUGUCAUGUGAUUGCUUAUCCUAGAUCAUAGUUUAAAACUUUGUAAACAUUAAUGUGUUUAGAUUUCAUGACAACGUGCAUCAACAUAGUAUCUUACCGAGAAAUGCGAGAAGAAAAAUUACCUACCCAUCUGAACGCUUCUCUGAAAAUCAAACAAAUACCAAAUACAUAUGUUAUAAUCGUCCUAAUAAUAAAUCAUGUGUAGGAAUAUCUUUAACCCGUUAGGGCAUUUAACGUAUCUGGAAAUGUUUGUGUCAAUAUUAUGACAACGUCUAUAGACGCAGGUGUCAGCGAAAGUGUUAAGACUGCAAUAAAUCAGUGAGACAUUAUUCAAUGAGUUUAUUUUUAUUAGAUUUCAGCCAUAAAAAGAUGCCACAAAUUAGUUGCUUUUGGUAGAACUGACAAGACUAUUUAUAUAUAUUAUCAACAGCUUUUUAUGCGUUAUAGCGAUUACAAUUUUAAAGUAAAGCCAGAUUUAUAGGGACUUUAGACUUAGACUUUUGUAGAUGACAUUAUUGUUGUUAAGAAAAUGUGAUUAUGGUUUUUAUACAUGUGGGGAUUCAGAAAAUUUAUAGUUACUUUAUUUCUUUGUAUGACAAUAAAGUAGUGUUUUGCGAAA
This is a messenger RNA of Plodia interpunctella (Indianmeal moth), 3269 nucleotides long. RefSeq lists its product as uncharacterized. Lineage: Eukaryota; Metazoa; Arthropoda; Insecta; Lepidoptera; Pyralidae. The record is from RefSeq and is a predicted model, not a curated record. The transcript has a single exon. The coding region runs from base 175 to 957 and encodes 260 amino acids.